This is a messenger RNA of Drosophila arizonae, 1485 nucleotides long. It is a transcript of the gene comm, whose product is annotated as protein commissureless 1. The record is from RefSeq and is a predicted model, not a curated record. NCBI's taxonomy places the organism in Eukaryota, Metazoa, Arthropoda, Insecta, Diptera, Drosophilidae. Gene Ontology annotation, biological process: axon guidance.
GCUCCAGCGAACGGACGCAGUGCGCGGGCCAAAUUGCAGACGAAAAUAAAUACAAUAUUCGUAUUCGGGAGUUCGACCAAUGACUAUUUAUAGACUCCGUUUUGUUUACGUGUCGUGACGUGUGUGCCAACAACAUUCACAACAUCGACAGCAGCAGCAACAAUAGCGAAUCAGUGCUAACAGUGGCAAACAGUUAAAUAAAAAGUAAAUACAAAAAAAGAAAAUACAAAGUCAAGAAAGUCACAGUCAUGGCAGCAGACAUGUCACUAGCCAGCACCACGGAUUAUCCGCUGCCAGAGACAACCACGAUGCCCAGCAGCGGGGAGCUCUAUGCGGAGUUCAUCUCGGCACCGGCCAGCAGCAUGAGUCCCGCUGCCAUCGCCGAGCACAUGCAGCAGAAUCAAAUCACAUUCGAGAUACCCACAGCGCACGAUCUGCGCCACAUCGAUGCGCUGCACUCGUUCAACACGCUGCUGCAGCGGAUUGGGAAUGCGGCCGGCAGCUACGACUCCGCGCCCCCGGCCAGCAUCAGCACCGAGCAGCUGUCCAAUUCGGUGGUGCUCGAUCUGGCCGAUCUGCGGGAGCACAAUGCCGAUGCCGAUGCCAAUUCCACCUGGGAGCAGAUCUUUGGCGAUGCCGACAUGCACGCCAUUGUCAACUAUCUGUGGAUUGGCGUUGUCACCUCGCUGGUGGUGCUCUCCCUGGUGUUCAUCAUGUUUAGCUGUUACUUCUAUCGCAAGUUCAGGACCUGGAAGAAAUGCAACAAGGACAUACGCGCACAGCUGCAUGCGGCCAGCGACUCGUACUCCUCGCAUGGAGCCAGUCAUCACCUGAUCAGCUACGACGCCAGCCGAUUGCUGCAGCAGGUGCCCGGCAAUGGCAGCGGCAGCGCCAGCGGCAAUGGCAGCUCACCUGGCGGGGCCAAUGAGGCGGGCUUCUAUCAAAUUGAAUCGCCACCCUGUUAUACAAUUGCCACCGGGCUGCCCAGCUACGACGAGGCGCUGCAUCAUCAGCCGCGCCAUUUUGCCUACGGCAUGAAGUUCGUGUACCCCAGUCUGGCGGCUGUGCAUCAUCAUCAUCAUCAUCACAGUCACAGUCACAAUAAUCAACGUGCGUGCAUUAGCGGCUGGGCAAAGGACGCAGUGCAGCAGAGCCCGAAGAAGAAGCUGCAAAAGUGCAAACUGUCAGCAACAGUCGAUCAGGCACAGACACAGACACAGAUGCAGUUGCAGUUGCAGGCGCAGACAGAGGACAAAGCCUCGCCAACCAUUUGCAUUAACAUGCCGGAUGAGCAGGAGCUGCGGAAUGAGCUGGAGCUGGACGUGGAGCAUCGAAAUGCGACGUCCACAGCAACGUCGACUUUGCUGCCGGCAGCAGCUGCUGACGACGAUUGCGCCUCAUUGGUGGUUGUUGUUGCCGCGUGAUUGCCCAGCAACUAAAGAGCCAGAGCCAGAGCCAGGCCAGAGCUGGACGAGAGCUGUGGCC